UGUGUCGGCAGAACUCGAGUAACCGAGUAACCUGCAGUGAUCACGCGGUUUUCGAGUGUGAAAUAAGUCAAAAUGUCGGCACAAAAAUAUAUAAUCGGUUUGGCCUUUUUGGUCGCUGCUUUGAUGGCUAUCAACACCGUACCAGCUAAUGGUGCCGUUAAUCAGUUGGCCACCAACAAAUCACAUCAUCUGGUUGUCGGCUACAGAGUGCCUGGUGACAAACUCGUACUCAGGCAAAAUAUUGUCAAGAACUCUUCCUGGAUGAAGGUCAUAAUUAUCGAGAAGACCUUCAAUAUUUCAACAUGGCAACGCAUCACUUUGGUUCAAUCGUUGGACCAGAAGACAAACGGCAACGGUGCUACUGCUAGUCUUUUGCAAGGUGGACCUGGCUUUAGCAAUGUUACCCUUAGGUACAAGAGCGUGAGAGGUCACAGCGUCAACCAUAUCCUUGAAAUCUACGCACGUUAAUUUUGGUGGAAGCAAUUAAUAUUACGAUUGGUAUGAUGAAUUUUGAACACACACAUAUAGGCUGAGAAGUAAAAUAAUUAAUUAUGAAGACUAUGCGUUAGCCUCAUAUAUGAACUAUUUAUUCUUACAACAUUGUUAUUAUUGCCGUUAAAAAUGUUUCUCUGCAUAUUCUUGUUAUUCAUUCUCUUCUUUAGUCUCUCUUCAAUCAUCUGAUGUUUUAUAUUCAUCAUCAAUAAAUAUCAAGCAUAAGUAA
Messenger RNA from Camponotus floridanus (Florida carpenter ant), 721 nucleotides. RefSeq names its product probable salivary secreted peptide. Lineage: Eukaryota; Metazoa; Arthropoda; Insecta; Hymenoptera; Formicidae. Bases 73 to 468 code for a protein of 131 amino acids. The transcript has a single exon. The record is from RefSeq and is a predicted model, not a curated record.